UCAGCUGUCCUGGUGAUAUCCUCUCUCGAAACCAUCAUCGCAUCAAAGGAAGCCAAACGAUCCCAAGAGCUCAACGAAGCCACUCGUGCUGCGCUGGGUCUUUUGAAGGGUGAUUCUGCCCCGAUCGAAUCACAGAAACGUUCGACUUAUUAUCCUGAAGCGCACAUCAUCAUCAAACCGCUCAGGCUAGCAUGUCAAACCCGCACUCCAGCUCUUAUGGUUACGGCUCUGGACUGUAUUGGAAAGCUAGUGUCCUAUAGCUUCUUCAGAGUCGACAGCGGCCAGGAUCAUCACUCAGCCCAUAAGUCUGUGUCAUCAUCAGCAUCAGCUCCUCAAGAUACUCCAAACCUUGAUGUAUCUGGCAUAUCCUUGGGUGAUGAAGUCACUGGCAUUAUAUGCGAUUGUUUUGCAGACGCGUCUUGCCCAGAUGCUGUACAGCUUCAGAUUGUAAAGGCCAUUCUGGCUUUGGUGUUGGCUCCCUCUAAACAAGGUGGUGAUUGUCUCGAAGUUCAUCAAAGUAGUCUUCUCCGCGCAGUUCGAACUGUAUACAACAUAUUCUUGCUCAGUAAGAGUCCAACUAAUCAAGCUGUAGCUCAGGGUGCACUGACCCAAAUGGUUGGGCACGUCUUUGGUCGAGUGGAAACCGGAGAUGCAGCGGCUGCUCGAGUUCUUCCUCAUUUGGCUACUAAGAGGUCUCCUCCUCUAGACCACACAAGUUCUAUCGCCGAAAACCAGCACCCACAGGACAGACGUUUCUCUUCAUCGAUGCCCUCUGAAGUUGGCUCGAAAGGCGUUCAAGCCGACCAGAAUGGCUCGUCUGGAUCUUUGACCGAAAAAGAGAACUCCGAGUCUUUUGAAAAGCGCAACUCAUUUGACGGCGUUUCUGAAAAGGAUGGUAUUGGGAACGCUGGUGCCAUGAACAUUCAGGAUUAUUAUGUCAAAGAUGCAUUUUUAAUCUUCAGAGCGUUUUGUAAGCUUUCGAUGAAACCUUUAGGGGCUGAAAGUGAACGAGAUCUUAAAUCACACGCCAUGCGUUCAAAGCUUUUGUCACUCCAUCUUAUUCUGAGUAUCCUCAGUACGCAUCUUCCCAUGUUCACCGAUCCCAAUGUUAUCAUCUUUUCAUCGACAUCCCAAGAACAAACACCGUUCAUCCAAGCAAUCAAACAGUAUCUUUGUCUCAGUCUCAGUAGAAAUGCAAUUAGCUCAGUCUUGACUGUGUUCGAAUUGAGCUGUGAGAUAUUUUGGAAAGUUGUCAGCGGGAUGAGGACCAAAUUAAAAAAAGAAAUCGAAGUCCUUCUGAAUGAGAUCUUUCUGCCAAUACUCGAGAUGCGAAAUGCCACGGUGAAGCAGAAGUCAAUACUUUUGGCAGCUCUUGGUCGACUAUUUCACGAUCCGCAAGCGUUAGUGGAGAUGUACUUGAACUACGACUGUGAUCGAACGUCACUCGGUAAUAUCUACGAGCGGUUCAUGAAUAUCGUCUCGAAGCUAGCGACCACUCAAUACACUACGUCCACAACUACCUCCCAAUCAGCGGAACUGAUUGGAUCUCCCAAUGCCCCCGGCCUCGGGUCCAUGUCUUCACUUGGAGGAGGAUUAGGAAACUCGCCGGGAAUCACAGCCAUUCCACCCUCUCUCAGCACUACAUCUAUGCUGCAGGGGAUGGCUGACUCUACCUCCUACUCUCACCAGGCUGUCGAGGGCCAAUUGAAAAGGCAAAGUUUAGAAUGCUUGGUAGCAACGUUGAAGUCUCUGGUUGCUUGGGCCGGCAAGGGUGCAGUUCAAAGCGAUCCACCUCUACCUGGCCAACUUGACCUUGGCACGAGAGAAGAUCCCAAUACGAGUUCGCGAUUGUCGAGCUCUCUGUCUCGAUCUCUUCCCGAUCACGAGGAUGACUCAAUCGCAGAAGCUACUCCGCCGGUUCGGUUAAGCGGAACAGAAACUGAGCUACCUACCAACUCGGCUGUCGCAACAGUACAUGACGAUCCUACAAAAUUUGAGACAGCAAAGCAUCAAAAAACAACUCUACUUGAAGGUAUUAGGCAAUUUAACUUCAAGCCAAAACGCGGGAUCAAGUUCUUGAUCGCCAACGGAUUUAUCCGCAACUCAAAGCCUCCCGAGAUCGCACGUUUUUUACUGACUGCUGAAGGACUAAGCAAGGCUAUGAUUGGAGAAUAUCUUGGUGAAGGAGAUCCAGAGAACGUCGAAGCGAUGCACGCGUUCAUUGAUUAUAUGGACUUCAGUAACAUGAGGUUUACCGAAGCGAUGCGUAACUUCCUACAGGCGUUCCGGUUGCCUGGUGAAGCUCAAAAGAUUGAUCGUUUCAUGCUAAAGUUUGCCGAACGGUAUUUCCAGGGCAAUCCUGGGACUUUGGCUAAUGCAGAAACGGCCUACGUUUUGGCGUUCUCGAUUAUCAUGUUGAAUACGGAUGCGCACAGUCCACAAGUAAAAAAUAGGAUGACUAAACAGGAAUUCAUCCGGAAUAAUCGUGGAAUCAAUCAAGGUGCCGAUCUACCGGAGGAAUAUCUUUCAGCCGUCUAUGACGAAAUCUUAGCAGAUGAGAUCCGUAUGAAAGACGAGGUUGAUGCUGCCGUUGGAAUCCAAUAUGUGCCAAGCGGUCUUGCUGGAAGCAUAGCGACUGUUGGGCGAGAUCUUCAAAAAGAAGCAUAUGUGCUGCAGUCAGCUGGCAUGGCAAAUAAAACUGAGAUUUUGUUCCGAACACUUUUACGAGGCCAAAGACAGAGUAGCAACAGAGAAAACGAUGUGUUUUUUGAAGCGUCACAUUUCAAACACGUGCGACCGAUGUUCGAAGUUGUCUGGAUGCCGUUGCUAGCUGGUAUAUCCGAUCCACUUCAGAAUUCAGAUCAGAUGGACAUGAUUACUCUUAGCUUAACAGGGUUCAAACAAGCCAUCAAGAUUGUCUGUUUGUUUGACCUCGAGCUUGAACGUAACGCCUUUGUAACUACCUUGGCCAAGUUCACUUUCCUCAACAACUUGGGUGAGAUGAAGCCAAAGAAUGUCGAAGCAAUCAAGACCUUACUUGAUGUUGCGAUGGUCGAUGGAAACUACUUAAAAGGCUCGUGGACUGACGUGUUGGCAUGCGUCAGUCAGCUUGAGCGAUUCCAGCUCGUCUCACAAGGUGUUGAUCUUGGACAAGGACCAGAGCUAGCGCGUCGAGGGUCAACAGCCAGAUCAGGAACAAAAUUGAAGAAUAAGAAACCUUCGGAUGAAGUGACGGGAGCUGCUGGCGCCAGUCAUAUUACGCAUGCAGCCGACAUGGUUUUUUCAUCAACUCGGACUUUAUCAGGAACAGCAAUUGUAGACUUUGUCAAAGCGCUGAGUGAAGUUUCUUGGCAAGAAAUUCAGGCCGCUGGAGCUUCGGGAACUCCUCGGACAUUUUGUUUACAAAAGUUGGUGGAAAUAUCUUAUUACAACAUGGGACGUAUUCGAUUGGAAUGGUCACAGAUUUGGACUAUUUUAGGAGAACACUUCAAUCAGGUAUGUUGCCAUCCAAAUGCGAACGUCAGCUUUUUUGCAUUGGACUCUCUGCGUCAAUUGGCGAUGAGAUUCCUGGAAAAGGAAGAAUUGGCCAACUUCAAGUUCCAGAAGGACUUCCUGAGACCCUUUGAGCACACAAUGAUACACAGUAGCAAUGCGGAUGCGAAGGAUAUGGUUCUACAGUGUCUCAAUCAAAUGAUAUCGGCUAGGGUGGUAAACUUACGAUCAGGUUGGCGGACCAUGUUCGGCGUGUUCUCCGCUGCCUCCAAGUUUUUUGAAGAACGAGUAGCCACCCAAGCAUUCGAAAUUGUUCAGCGCGUAAACAAGGAACAUUUCACACAGGUCGUGGCAUAUGGCUCAUUUGCCGAUAUGACCGUCUGUAUCACCGAUUUUUGCAAAGUGGCUAAAUUCCAAAAAGUCUCCCUACAUGCGAUCGAAAUGCUCAAGCAUCUCAUUCCUGCCAUGUUAAACUGCCCGGAUUGUCCAUUAUGCCCUAGUGCGGCUGGUCGUGUAGCUGCGGAUCCAGCUUCAAUCGAUGACUCGAUGAUCAAACUGACAAACCCCAUUGUAUCUGUUUGGCAGUUCUGGUUUCCCAUACUGUUCGCAUUCUAUGAUAUCACAAUGAACGGCGAGGACCUCGAAGUUAGAAAACGGGCUCUCGACUAUCUCUUUGAUACAUUGAAGAAAUACGGAAACUCAUUCCCUGAUGCCUUUUGGGACUACAUAUCCAAAGAGGUGUUAUUCCCCAUCUUUGCUGUCUUACGGUCAAGGACUGACGUAUCAAGGUUCAGCACCCAUGAGGAUAUGAGUGUAUGGCUAUCGACUACCAUGAUACAGGCGUUGAGAAAUUUGAUUGAUCUCUACACUUUUUACUUUGAAACUUUGGGACGUCGUUUGGAUCGAUUGUUAGAUUUGCUUUGCGAAUGCAUUUGUCAAGAAAAUGACACGCUCGCUCGAAUCGGUACUUCUUGCCUCCAACAACUCUUGGAGAAGAAUGUGCGGAAACUUGACGCUGAACGCUGGGAACGAGUAGUCACCGCUUUGAUGAACUUGUUUCGUACCACCACAGCUUAUCAACUUUUUGAUAUAAACCUCCGCAUGCCGGGCGCCGAGUCGACUGAGGGGGCAGAGGCUUCACCCUCGCCAAUGCAUGAUCAGUCGCGGUUCAUUGCGCCGACGCCACUUUCACCAGCACCGGCUGAUGAGCUAGAGCGUUCUUCGAACAGCUCAGUCCCUAUGACAUCGGGUGAAAGGAAGCGAGUAUUUCGCCAAAUCAUCGUCAAAUGUGUCCUGCAACUUUUAUUGAUCGAGACAACAAACGAACUUUUGAACAACGUCGAAGUCUAUGAGCUUAUUCCACCCGCCCAGUUGUUGCGUCUCUUGAGCGAGGUAGAUAGUAGUUAUAGGUUUGCAAAGAGGUUUAACGCGGACAAAGAGUUGCGGUUGGGGCUGUGGAAAGUCGGAUUUAUGAAACAAUUGCCUAAUCUCCUCAAGCAAGAAAGUAGCAGUGCUGUAACAUUAGUACAGGUGUUGUUGCGACUUUAUGCGGAUGCUAGGCCAGACCAUCUGGCGAAGCGUACAGAGACGCUGGAAGCUUUUGUUCCACUUGGGCUCGAUGUGAUAGCCGGAUAUGUCAUGCUCGACCCAGAAACUCAGGGACGCAACGUAGCAGCAUGGACACCGGUAGUAGCUGAAGUCUUGCAUGGAUUCUGCAUCUUUGAAAGAGACACCUUUCUAUCGCAUCUCCCUUCCCUUUAUCCAUUACUUCUCGAUCUCCUCUCGCGCGAGGUACCCCCCGACAUCAGGCCCAACUUGCACAAAUGCUUUUGGCGUGUUGGACAAGAUGCUCUAGGGUAUACUCAGUCCGCUACGAACAACGAAUCACUGGUUGCUGCCUCUAGUCUUCAUUCAGCAAACAGCUCAACAGAGUAAGAUUAUCAACGACAUGAAGGUAUUUUCCGAAGGUGCAACAUUCACACCCACUUUCAACUCAAUAGAAGAUAAAUUAUUAGAUUCACUAAGCCGAUGUGACUAGCUCAACCGAUCAUUUUUCAGUUAUGUUUCUGUUCUUUUAGGAAUCCUUGAUGAAUUAAUUACAAAAGGUGAAGAGAUUUUUCCACUUACAAUGCCAUAAAGUUAUGCUGUAAAGAUCCUUGUUACUUCAAAACUAUAAUAUCUAUGGGGCUUGAAAAUUGUUCCACAUCAAGAAUAUAUGGGAAAACUCU
This is a messenger RNA of Melampsora larici-populina 98AG31, 5720 nucleotides long. RefSeq lists its product as uncharacterized. The record is from RefSeq and is a predicted model, not a curated record. NCBI's taxonomy places the organism in Eukaryota, Fungi, Basidiomycota, Pucciniomycetes, Pucciniales, Melampsoraceae. Gene Ontology annotation, biological process: regulation of ARF protein signal transduction. The coding region runs from base 217 to 5427 and encodes 1736 amino acids. The transcript is spliced from 16 exons. Gene Ontology annotation, molecular function: guanyl-nucleotide exchange factor activity.